Messenger RNA from Clarias gariepinus (North African catfish), 1258 nucleotides. Its product is annotated as Golgi-associated plant pathogenesis-related protein 1-like. The transcript is spliced from 5 exons. Gene Ontology annotation, cellular component: extracellular region. The record is from RefSeq and is a predicted model, not a curated record. The coding region runs from base 321 to 785 and encodes 154 amino acids. Lineage: Eukaryota; Metazoa; Chordata; Actinopteri; Siluriformes; Clariidae.
GAUUCCUACUCACUUCACAUGCACAGAAAGAGAAGGAAAAAGAGAGUGAGAAAGAGAGAGGGGACAGCAGAACGAGAGAAAGAGAGAGGGAACAUAUGAGAAGGGAGAGAAGCGUAGUGCAGUUUUAUAGAGUGGGUUUUAAAAUAUUGGCUGUACUUUGUGUGUAUGGUUAAGAAACAUAUGGGCAUUGGAUGAAUUGCAGGGAAGCAGGACUUGAAGAGUCUGAGAAGAGAGAGAGAGAAAGAAAGAGAGAGAGAGAGAGGGAAAGGUGCCAAGAGCAGUGAAAAAGCACAAGCCCUGGAAAGGAAAUUCUCUUCAUCAUGGGCAAGUCUGCCUCAAAGCAAUUCAAUAAGGAAGUGCUGAAGUCUCAUAACGAAUACAGAAAGAAGCAUCAAGCACCACCGUUGAGCCUCAGCAAGAAUCUUUGUACAGAGGCGGCGAGAUAUGCAGAGAGUUUGGCCAGCAGAAGGAUUUUAAAGCACAGUGUUGAAUCGAGUAAAGGAAACUGUGGAGAAAAUCUAGCCUGGGCAUCGUAUGAUCAAACAGGAAAGGAUGUGACUGAUCGCUGGUAUAAUGAGGUGAACCAGUACAACUUCAACCACCCUGGAUUCUCCUCUGGAACUGGUCACUUCACUGCAAUGGUGUGGAAGAGCUCACAGAAGCUGGGUGUUGGUAAAGCUGUUGCAUCCGAUGGCUCCACGUUUGUAGUGGCACGCUACUUCCCUGCCGGGAAUAUCACUAAUCAGGGCCACUUCCAAGCAAAUGUCCUGCCUCCUAAGAGCUGAUCCUGGAAUGUUUGAGGAGCUAGAGUUUGGAAGUCGUGUGCUGUUACGGUGAAUUGCAAGUCUCACAGGUCUACAAGAAGUGAAUUGGAGCCCUAUGGCUAAGCAUUAUUAAAUACACUGAUGCCUUACAGUUUAGUUGGUCUUAGAAUGUUUUUUAAUACUAAGCUUAAUCCAUGUUCACAGAUAAAACUGAUAGCUGAAGUACUACAGAGCUAAUGUACUAUUGACAGGUAUUUUUAGACACAUAAUUUCAGACAUGUAGUCCCCUGGAGCUUACACACGUUGUCUCUUAUUUUUAAAGGUCCAAGGAAAACUCAUGUUAAGAGCAUGUGAACUUAAAAUGAGUCUUAACAUGAAUGUCACAGUAUUAUUGUUUAACACUGAACAAAGUGCCUGCUUUACCAUAGUUUUGUGUGUAUUAUUUCAGUGUUGAGGUUUGAAUAAACAACAGUAAACAUUUAAACAGUUUAAAA